CGUAUUUGGCGCCUUCACAGAACCUAGGGAGAGAGACCCUAAGAGAAUGGCGGAGGCAGUCGCAGUAAUGGACAUCGACGAGGAAGACAACCAUUUGCUGAAACCUAACAAGGGCAAGUCUGUCGUUGUCGGAGGUCCGCCGGACCGCAAAGCAACUCCGUGGGUAGAGAAGUACCGGCCACAGUCCCUUGCCGACGUUGCCGCUCAUCGCGACAUUGUCGAUACCAUCGAUAGGCUCACGAGUGAGAAUAGAUUGCCCCAUCUACUACUGUAUGGACCUCCCGGCACGGGUAAAACCUCAACUAUUCUCGCAGUCGCUCGCAAGCUGUACGGAGAACAGUUCCAUAAUAUGAUUCUCGAGUUGAAUGCUUCCGAUGAUCGUGGGAUAGAUGUGGUGCGGCAGCAGAUCCAAGAUUUUGCUAGCACUCAGAGCUUCUCCUUUGGUGCAAAGUCGUCCGUGAAGUUGGUUCUAUUGGAUGAGGCAGAUGCUAUGACAAAGGAUGCACAGUUUGCCUUGCGCCGGGUGAUUGAGAAGUACACAAAGAACACUAGGUUUGCACUAAUUUGUAAUCACGUCAACAAGAUUAUUCCAGCGCUACAGUCAAGGUGUACUCGAUUUCGGUUUGCCCCUCUUGAUGCAGUUCAUGUUACUGAGCGACUUAAACAUGUUAUAAAUGCUGAAAAACUUGAUGUAUCUGAGAGUGGCUUAGCAGCACUUGUACGGCUGAGCAGUGGUGACAUGAGAAAGGCUUUGAACAUUUUGCAGUCAACGCAUAUGGCUUCUCAGCAGAUAACGGAGGAAGCUGUCUAUCUGUGCACUGGAAAUCCAUUGCCUAAAGACAUUGAGCAAAUUUCUUACUGGCUGCUGAAUGAAUCAUUUGCAGCUAGUUUUGAUCGAAUAUCUGAAGUCAAGAUGAGGAAAGGAUUAGCCUUAGUAGAUGUUGUAAGGGAGGUGACAAUGUUUGUUUUCAAGAUCAAAAUGCCAUCAGAUGUUCGAGUUCAAUUAAUCAAUGAUUUAGCUGACAUUGAGUACAGGUUGAGUUUUGGUUGCAAUGAUAAGUUGCAGCUUGGAUCACUUAUUGCUUCAUUUACACGGGCUCGAUCAGCGUUGGUUGCUGCUGCAAAGUAGUUAUGUUCUUGUUUGUGGACAUGUUAAGCUCUCAUAUCCUCUCACUAUUUAUGCAUGUGGGUUGUUUUGUUAAACACCACCACAAAAGUAAAUAGUCUUAAUGUUUUUGUCGGCUUGGAGUUAAAAAACUACUAGAUCUUGGUUCCAUAGUUUGUAAUGUAGAGUUGUAAGCUUGCUUCUAGAGAGUAUAGACAGUAAAGUUGUUAACUAACCCUUCUAUUGCUAGGGUUUCAACUCAAUUGCUUGAUGGUGUUCCUCCUCCCUGCUCCGUCUUAUUCAUUCCCUUUUUGCUUAAA
Molecule: messenger RNA, 1425 nt
Organism: Vitis riparia (riverbank grape)
Lineage: Eukaryota; Viridiplantae; Streptophyta; Magnoliopsida; Vitales; Vitaceae
Product: replication factor C subunit 3
Exons: 9
Coding region: 47-1129 (360 amino acids)
Biological process (GO): DNA repair; DNA-templated DNA replication
Cellular component (GO): DNA replication factor C complex; nucleus
Molecular function (GO): DNA binding; DNA clamp loader activity; ATP hydrolysis activity
Source: RefSeq, a predicted model, not a curated record